UUCUCUCCUCCCUUCCUCUCCUCCUCUCCCCACUCGCUCUUUAGUUUCUUUCACCACUACACCAAAAACAAGAACAAAAGAAAAAAACAGAAAAGAAAGACAAAUCUUUUUCCUCUAGGAUCUCCAAUUCGAUCCAUCUAGUGCCUCAGGGAACCUUUUUUCCAUAAGGGCUUGGAAGUUUCCGGUUCGGAGGGAGGGCCGCGAAUCUCGCUUUUUUCUCGGUGGGUGAUCUUGGCCUGUAUCGAUCCUGUUCCAGCAAGUACCCGGCACACAUUUAUGUGCUGCCGCUUUUGGACAACCAGUGGUUAAAAUUUGUGUCAAGCUGUCGUUUCACCAGAAUUCCCCACCUUAUUUUUAACACUUGGCAGUCUCUCUCUCUCUCUCUCCAUCACUCACACACCCAACAAGAACGUAAGGAGCCCUCUCGUCCUUGGUUCCUUCAUUCCUGAACCUGUGUUGGACAAUCUGCUGCAGAGCAUCUCCUGGAACACUGCCGGGGAGGCUUGAAUUUGGCUGGAAAUUCUCUGAUUCUGAUGACCGGAUAGAGCAGGAAGAAGGGUUGGAAGACAGCUUUUUAGACAACCAUGAAGUUCAUGAAACUCGGAUCUCGCCCUGAUACUUUCUACACUACGGAAGCAGUAAGGUCAGUCUCCUCGGAAGUCUCCAGUGAUCUCAUAAUCCAAGUGAAGGGCAGCAGAUACUUGCUUCACAAGUUUCCUCUGCUCUCGAAGUGCCUCCGCCUUCAGAGGCUCAGCGUGGAGUCCCCCGACUCUUCUUCCACCCAACCCCAGUCAUUUAUCCAGCUCUCGGACUUCCCCGGCGGGGUCGAGGCCUUUGAGCUCUGCGCCAAGUUCUGCUAUGGCAUCACUAUCACCCUCUCCGCCUACAACAUCGUGGCUGCCCGAUGUGCUGCUGAGUACCUCCAGAUGUCCGAGGAUGUCGAGAAAGGUAACUUAAUAUACAAGCUUGAGGUCUUCUUCAACUCGUGCAUACUCCAUGGCUGGAGGGACUGCAGUGUGACCCUCCAGACGACAAAGUUGCACCCUAUGUGGUCGGAGGAUCUUGGAAUCACAAGCCGGUGCAUCGACUCGAUCGCCUCGAAGGUCCUCGCCCACCCUUUCAAGGUCAGCCUCUCCCACAGCCAGUCCCGAAGGGGCCGGGAUGACGUCUCCUGUAAUGGCACCGAGAGCUUAAGGCACAGCAGCAAGUUGGGGACGAAAUCGAAUUGGUGGGCUGAGGACUUGGCCGAGCUGGGGAUAGACUUGUACUGGAGGGCUAUGAUUGCUAUCAAGUCCGCAGGUAAAGUGCCCUCUAACCUCAUUGGCGAUGCCCUGAAGAUCUAUGCGUCAAGGUGGCUUCCUAGCAUAUCACGAGCCAGAGGAAAGGCUGAGAGGGCGGCGAAAAGUUCAGAGUCGGAUGACUCUGACUCGAACGAGGAGGUCGGCUCCAAGCACAGGCUCCUCCUCGAGUCAAUCAUAAGCCUCCUUCCUAUGGAGAAGGGGGCAGUCUCGUGCAGCUUCCUUCUCAAGCUCCUCAAGGCUGCAAACAUUCUCAAUGCUUCCUCGUCCUCGAAGACAGAGUUGGCAAGACGCAUCGCGCUUCAGCUCGAGGAGGCGAGCGCUAACGACCUGCUAAUACCUAAUUCGACAGGGAAUAGCACCAUCUUCGAUGUUGAUAUAGUGAUGGCGAUAUUGGAGCAGUUCAUGAUGCAGGGGCAGAGCCCGCCCACUAGUCCCCCAAGGUCGAAGCUUGGGUUUGAGAGGAGAAGGUCCCGGUCAGCAGAGAAUAUCGACAUCGAGUUUCAGGAAAGCCGUAGGUCAUCCUCGGCUUCUCACAGUUCCAAGCUCAAAGUGGCAAAGAUUAUUGACAAUUAUCUGCAGGAGAUUGCACGGGAUGUGAACUUGCCACUCUCAAAGUUCAUCAUGAUCGCCGAGGCUAUACCGGACUUUGCUAGGUCAGACCACGAUGACCUUUACCGGGCCAUAGACAUUUAUCUCAAGGCACACCAAGAUCUCAACAAAAGCGAACGGAAACGGCUUUGCAGAAUUCUCGACUGUAAGAAGCUAUCAAUGGAAGCAUGCAUGCACGCCGCCCAGAACGAGCUGCUUCCCCUAAGGGUAGUGGUCCAGGUCCUCUUCUUCGAGCAGGCACGGGCCGCCACAUCAGGUGGCAAAAUGACUGAGCUUCCCCCGAACAUCAAGGCCCUCCUGGCCACCCACGGGAUCGACCCGUCGAGACCCACGGGACCCUUGAGCACCACGACAAGUGUCCACGCGGAUGACCAGUGGAGCGUCUCGGGGCUCAAGUCCCCGAAGUCGAAGAUACCGACCCUGAGGAUGAAACUGGCCGAGGCUGACGACAUGGAAGACCACGACGGGAUUGGGAGGACCCCCAACAAGCUCAAGUCAUUAUGCGCGAUCCCGACCCGGCCUAAGAGGAUGUUCAGCAAGCUAUGGUCCAUCAACAGAAGCGCCAGCGAGAAGAACUGAUCAGUUAAAAAAUUUUGUGUAACCGUAAAUCGGGAUGGGCGGGUUAAACAGAAGAGAAAGAAUUGAUGGGUAACUCAAACAAUUCCUAUUUCUUUUUUGCCCUUUCAUCUUCCCAACAGAAGUGCCAUGUAAGUUGUAGGGAAAGGACCUCAAAGAUCAAGAGAGAAUCUCAAAUCAAUGUGCAUUAUUAGUUAAAAUCGUAAACAAAAUCUUUUAUAAUAAGGGGACAAGAUUUCCAGGA
Messenger RNA from Punica granatum (pomegranate), 2730 nucleotides. The record is from RefSeq and is a predicted model, not a curated record. Lineage: Eukaryota; Viridiplantae; Streptophyta; Magnoliopsida; Myrtales; Lythraceae.